AUGACAAACGUUGUGCUUAUUUCGUUGCUGGCACGCAACGGCCAAUCACAUUACGUAACAGACAGCAUUGCUGGCCCGAAUCCAACACCCUUCGAGCGGCAGUCCGGAUCACGAUCCCUGUUUGACGACACCGCCUUUGCGCUUAUGCCGCUCGCCCUUCUUCCCCUUUCCGCACUCCCUCCGCUCCCUCCCAAUUCCCCACCGGCCAUGACGGAAACCGAAGACACCGUUGAGCGUCCGCCGACUCCCGAUUCCGCCCCCUCUCCUCCUCGCCUCACUUCGCUCACCAACUUUCUCGCCACAGACCACACCGAACUCCUCACCUCGCCCACGCACCGCCGCUCUCUCUUCUUUUACAGCGCCCUCACUCUUCUCGUCUUCUCUCUCAUCGUCUCUCUCUGGUCCUCCCACUCCACACGGCGCCAUGCUCUAUCCUGCCCCAACUGCAACUGCAAUAACUUCAAGGGCGGCGCCCCCCCCGCCUCGGAGGAGGGUAUCGAAGCUAUACUCGGCGUCGGCAUGUCUAUCUUCACGCUACAGCUUGUCCUGUGCGUGUUUGCUACUUAUAUUCUCGUGCAAAACCACUUCAUUUUCCUCCCGUCCUGCAUCGCAUACGUCCUGCUCGGCAUCCUCGUCGGCUCCAUCGUCCGCAUCAGCGGCUCCGCCAACGAGCUAGGCACGAGUUUGCCCAACCAGGAGCAAUUUUUCACCUUUAUCAUUCCGCCUAUCAUGCUCGAGGCCGGCUACUCGCUCAACAAGCGCGACUUCUUUGCCGAGGCCCAAGGUAUAUUCCUGCUGGCUAUUCCGGGCACCGUAAUUUCCGCCGUGGCCUUCGGCGUGGGCAUCUAUGCCGUCGGAUUCCUCGGCAUCAGCUACCCCUUCCUCUUCUGGGAGUCCAUGACGUUUGGUGCUCUGCUCUCUGCCGUCGACCCUGUCGCAACCAUCGCCAUCUUCUCUGCCCUCAAGGUCAACAAGAGCCUUCACUUCCUUGUCUUUGGCGAAUCUGUCCUUAACGACGCCGUUUCCAUCGUACUUUAUCGCACCUUUUCCAGGCUUAUCGGCGCCUCUAUCUCGCGCUGGUACGGCCCACUGUUCAGCUUUGUCUACAUUUUCGUCGGUUCCGCAGUCGUGGGUGUCGCAACAGCCGCCGCCACCGCACUACUACUCAAGCAUACAACACUGUACCGCUCCCCAUCUCUAGAGUUUUCGUUUUAUUUGCUCAUGGCCUACCUGCCGUAUCCGCUUUGUGAUGGCAUCGGUAUGAGUGGCAUUUUGGGCAUUCUCACCAGCUCGGUCAUCCUCGCUCACUACGCGCACUACAACCUCUCCACCGUCACACAAAUUUCAUCUCAGCAGGUGUUCCGCUCGCUUGCCUUUUUGGCCGAAACCUUUGUGUUUGUGUACCUCGGCACAGCGUUGACGACUUUCCGACAUUCCUGGCAUAUCGGGACUAUUGUUUGGGGAAUCGUCUUCACACUUGUUUCUCGAGCUGUCAACAUCUACCCGUUGACAAGUCUGCUUAACAAGUGGCGAUCCGUGAAGAUAUCGCAAAAGACAAAGCUCAUCAUGUGGUUUAGUGGCUGCCUACGAGGGGCGAUCGCCUGGGCUCUGUCUCUCAGCUUGCCAAGUCAUGAUGGGUCUGACGAUGUCAGACGGGUUGUGGUUUCUUCCACUUUAGCGAUCGUUCUCUUCACUGUGAUCGUAUUGGGCGGCGGAAUGUUGCCGCUUCUACGGUUGUUGCGCAUCGAGGACGAGCAAGCGGUAAGCGAUGAUUUGCCGGAUGACGGUGACGAGAUUCAACCUGAAGACGAUUCGCAGAGUCCUGUCAGAGCGACAAUUUUCGCACAGCGGCUCAAGAGGCUGGAUGACACAUGGUUGAAACCUCUGCUGUUGGCGUCGGCGACCCGGUCGAUGAUGGGCACGAAUCGGACGUUGCAGACACUGGCCAUAUCGGACAAGGAUAGACUGACGCCGCACCAACUCGGCUCACUAUUAGAUUCAUCAGCGGCAACGGACUUGCCUUUUCCAGAUGCAGACUUAGACCGUGAAGCGUCAACUAGGCAAAUGGAUGACGGCGAGAACAGCGAGGAGAUGGCCGUGGUGACGAAGGGACACCUGAUGCCCACGGUUGGGCCACAGGACCAGGACCAGGACCGGAGUUGA
Molecule: messenger RNA, 2163 nt
Organism: Chondrus crispus (carragheen)
Lineage: Eukaryota; Rhodophyta; Florideophyceae; Gigartinales; Gigartinaceae
Exons: 1
Coding region: 1-2163 (720 amino acids)
Biological process (GO): regulation of pH; sodium ion transport; proton transmembrane transport
Cellular component (GO): membrane
Molecular function (GO): sodium:proton antiporter activity
Source: RefSeq, a predicted model, not a curated record